Mesocestoides corti is the source of this 924-nucleotide messenger RNA. The record is from the annotation of a GenBank genome assembly. Lineage: Eukaryota; Metazoa; Platyhelminthes; Cestoda; Cyclophyllidea; Mesocestoididae.
AUGCCGCUCGCUUCGUCAAAGCGGGCGUCAAUGUGCUUUAAUUUCACCUAUCCCAAACAGCGUCCACCGAUGCCUACUAGGCUCAAUCCGCAGGCCGCAUCCUUGCUUUGCGCUAUAGGCCUCAUCUAAAUCUGUCUCCUGACGAAUGCCCGACGAGUAGCCAGCGUCCGCGCGGAGACCUAUUGCAACCUCUAUGCCCUGGACCGUAACAGCUUUCUUGAGGUCCUUCAAAAUUACCCCUUCAUGCGACGCACCCUCGAGUCCGUAGCUGCUGAAAGACUUCAUCAACUGGGCAGAGAUCCUCUGCAAGUCAUCCACCGGAAGAACCUUCAAGAGGAUCUAGAAAUUGUGAAGGAGAUAGUAACUCUGGCCGAAAAGAGUAUCAACGGGAAUGGUUCGACUUCUCUCCGACUAUCCCACUCAACUGAUGAAAACUCCGACUUCGAUGAUGGCAGUCCCUGUUCAGAGAAGAGCAGAAACCAGAAUCAAAGAAAUAAUCCCUCACCAUGGUCCCGCACCUUCAAGUCCAACGUCUACCAACACAAGCUCCGCAACCGCACAUCACAUCCUACCAAUGCGACAUCCCAUUCGGAUACCCGAUUUAACUUCAUUUGUUCCCCAAAAUACCGCUACGCUACCAAGCACAUCGUUCACCAGCGACCAAGUGCUCAAGAGCUUGAAGAUUAUUCAAGCGGGCAUUGGGGUGUACUGGCACUUUCACUGAUCACGUUGGGGUCUCCAAUUCGUCAAGGCACAGUGAACCGCAAUCGACAGAUAGACCAAACGCUUCGCCUAAACUACCAACCAAAAAGUGAGUGGAAGAUCGCAGCUGGCAGUUUCAGACAGCCUGAUACGAACGAGCCUCCGGGACCCAAACUCGGCUACAGUAGCGGUCGACGGGUCAAGUUGGGACCACACAGAUAG